GUGCUGAUUUGCGGAAACGCCAAUUCUUUAUAUCUUAGACAAUAUGCAUAACUAAUUGUGCUAUACAGUCCAAGGAUCGAAUUUGUCGUGCGACACGAGGAGUCUAUUAAUAGUAGCAGCCUAUCAAAUCUUUCGAUGCUGCACAGCCACACAUGACUAAGUACUGCGCUACUGAUUGCUAACUCCGCAUUACCUCUGUCCUCCCAUUGAUAAAUCAGAUUGAGUCCUACAUCUGACAUUAUUGUUCUUCGUAAAUCUGUUUCCAAACUAAAUAGAAACCAACGCAUUAAAUCACGUACUACUUACAUACAAACCAAUUUCGACAAAUCGUGGAAAAUGGGAAGUGAAAAUGGAAAGUCUCGCAAAGCUAUCAGAGAGCUUGAGAAGGACAAGAACGAAAAUACCGCCCUCAUUGCAAAGCAGAAGUUCAUACGUAACCAGGAGACGUCGCCAUUGCUUCGACUACCAGGGGAAGUGCGAAACAAGAUAUACAGCUACUGUGCGGAGUACUGUAGAGUUGGGAUUCAGUUGAACAAAGCGUCUUCCUCCAUGGUCAUUGAUUACUCAAUGCAUUGGGUCUUCAGCCACACAAAUUCUCUGGUGAAAACUAGCCGUCAACUAUAUAACGAAUACUCGCCCAUCCUCCUCGGUCUCUGCGCUUUCCAUCUUCACAUCGAGCUUCGAGAAACUCGAAACGGAUUCACACGCUUGUACAAUGAGAUUGAUCAUAUCUUCCUGGCUACUGUUCGAGUGCUGAGUCUCCACGAUCGCCACCGCAAAUUCAUGAAGGAGGCUGCCGAGGUGGACAUUGGCCAAAAGUUGCCGAAUCUCAGAACGUUCAUCUUUCUUAUUCGUAUGCGGAGAAUCGACCGAGCCAUACCGCCAGAGAUUGAGGAAAUGUGCCAGGAGUUUGCAGAUUUCUUCAAGAAACCUGCCCUCGAGGUUUGGAUACGUGGCUCCGGAGGUAUCAUAUUUCGCCGAACUCCCGACGGGAAGGUUGAAGCGCCCGAAGUGUUGAAGGAGGUGGAGAAGUUUCUGUGUGACUCAAAAAGUCUCUAG
Messenger RNA from Periconia digitata, 1059 nucleotides. Lineage: Eukaryota; Fungi; Ascomycota; Dothideomycetes; Pleosporales; Periconiaceae. The record is from the annotation of a GenBank genome assembly.